AGAGACGGUGUUAGAGAGGAUUGAAACAAGUUGAGACGGGUUAUGAAUUAAGGACUAAGAGAUUUUUAUUUUUUAUUUUUAUUGGCAGAACAUUUGGAAUACCAUCUCCAACUCAAAGUAAUUUUGGUACAAGUACCGUCUCAAAGCCAUAAUGGCAGACAGCAGCAGUCCCCCAUUGUCAUCUUUCAUUAUGGAUGAGGAAACUCUGAAGAGAAAACAGAAGGAGAAGCUGAAGAAGCUGAUGGCGACAGGAGGCAACCCGAGGCCUGCACGCUCUCUGCUCUUCUUGACUCUGAGAAAUCCCUUCCGCAAGGCAUGCAUCAGUAUUGUGGAGUGGAAACCUUUUGAAGUCAUAAUCCUGCUGGCCAUCUUUGCCAACUGUGUGGCCCUGGCUGUGUACUUGCCAAUGCCAGAGGAAGAUAGCAACAACACCAACAGCAACUUGGAAAGCUUGGAGUACAUCUUCCUCAUCAUCUUCUCCGUUGAGUGUUUCCUGAAGAUUGUUGCCUAUGGAUUUCUUUUCCAUGCUGAUGCAUACUUAAGAAACUGCUGGAACAUUUUGGACUUUGUUUGUGUUUCUGUUGGUCUGUUCACUGUGGCUGUUGAUGCCAUUAACCACAUCAGUGGUGUUGAGGCUCCAGUUGGCGAAAAAGGUGGUGGCUUUGACAUGAAAGCCCUGCGGGCGUUUAGAGUCCUUCGACCACUCAGACUGGUCUCUGGAGUCCCCAGCCUGCAAGUGGUGAUGAACUCCAUACUGAAGUCCUUGCUGCCUCUCUUUCAUAUCACCCUUCUGGUCCUUUUUAUGGUCACCAUUUACUCCAUUAUGGGACUGGAGCUCUUCAAGUGCAAAAUGCACAAGACCUGCUACCACACAGGCACAAACAUUAUUGCAACAGUGGAAAAUGAGAAGCCAGCUCCAUGUGCCCAAGCAGGGAAUGGUCGACGUUGCACCAUCAAUGGCACAGAGUGUCGAGCUGGCUGGCCAGGUCCAAAUCAUGGAAUCACCCACUUUGACAACUUGGGCUUUUCCAUGCUGACUGUCUACCAGUGUAUCACCACACAAGGCUGGACGGAUGUUCUUUACUGGGUAAAUGAUGCAAUAGGAAUGGAGUGGCCAUGGAUCUUUUUCACCACACUCAUCCUGGUUGGCUCCUUCUUUGUGCUCAACCUGGUUCUGGGCGUACUCAGUGGUGAGUUCACAAAAGAGCGUGAGAAGGCCAAGUCCCGUGGAGAGUUUCAAAAGCUUAGGGAAACCCAGCAGCUGGAUGAGGAUCUUAAGGGCUAUAUGGAGUGGAUCACUCAGGCUGAGGUCAUGGAUAAUGACCAGGAGGGACAUGGUCUGCUCACGACAGUACAUGGAGGAUCAGAGUCCGGAAGUGUCAGCAAAAUGGAUACGUUGCAGUUGAUCAUCUAUUACUAUAAGCUGGCCCGUAAGUGGAAUCGUUGGUUACGACGUAAAUGCAGAGUUUAUGUCAAGUCCAGACUGUUCUACUGGUGGGUGAUUGUGCUCGUCCUCUUCAAUACACUGGCCAUCGCAACGGAACACCACAAGCAGUCUCAGAGACUCACAAAUUGGCAAGACAAUGCCAAUAAGCUGCUGUUGUCCAUGUUUGCCCUUGAGAUGUUCAUGAAGAUGUAUGCCCUUGGAUUGCCCUCAUAUUUCAUGUCUCUCUUCAAUCGCUUUGACUGCUUCGUGGUGUCUACUGGCAUCAUUGAACUCAUCCUUGUCCACAUGGGCGUCAUGUCAGUCAUGGGCAUCUCUGUGCUGCGCUGCAUACGCCUGCUUCGCCUCCUCAAAGUCACCAGAUACUGGACAUCUCUCAGUAAUUUGGUGGCUUCCCUCUUGAACUCAGUCCGUUCCAUUGCCUGCUUGCUGCUUCUCCUGUUCCUCUUCAUUGUCAUCUUCUCCCUGCUUGGUAUGCAGGUGUUUGGAGGGAAGUUCAAUUUUCCCAACCAGCCGAAACCCCGCAGCACCUUUGAUAGCUUCCCUCAGGCCCUCAUCACUGUGUUCCAGAUCCUGACAGGUGAGGACUGGAAUGCUGUCAUGUAUGAUGGCGUCAUGGCUCAUGGAGGACCAAGCAUGCCUGGUAUCCUCGUCAGCAUCUACUUCAUCAUUCUUUUUGUCUGUGGAAAUUUCAUCCUUCUAAAUGUGUUCCUGGCCAUUGCUGUUGAUAAUUUGGCAGAAGCUGAGUCUCUGACUUUGGCACAGAAAGAGAAAGCAGAGGACAAAAAACGCAAGAAAGCACUCAGAGCCAGCAUGCCUGAUAAGUCGUCAGAGGAGAAAGCAAACCUGGCAAAGAAGUUGGCUGAGCAAAGAGCCAAGGGGGUAGAGGGCAUCCCUACUACUGCCAAGCUCAAAAUCGAUGAGUUUGAGUCUAAUGUUAAUGAAGUCAAAGACCCUUUCCCUCCAGCAGAUUUUCCUGGUGAUGAUGAGGAAGAGGACCCUGAGAUCCCAGAUAGCCCCAGGCCUCGUCCAAUGGCAGAUCUGCAGUUGAAGGAGGAAGCAGUGCCGAUGCCAGAGGCCAGCUCAUUUUUCAUCUUUGGACCUCAGAACAAGUUCCGGAAGCUCUGCCAUCGUAUUAUCAAUGCAACUACUUUCACCAACAUCAUCCUCCUCUUCAUCCUACUGUCAUCUAUUUCUUUAGCUGCUGAGGAUCCAAUUGACCCCAUGUCCUUCAGGAACCAGGUGUUGGCCUAUGCUGAUAUAGUCUUUACUUCGGUGUUCACAGCGGAAAUUGUACUCAAGAUGACAACAUAUGGUGCAAUUCUUCACGAAGGGUCUUUCUGCCGGAAUUCUUUCAACAUCUUGGAUCUUCUGGUCGUCAGCGUUUCUCUCCUCUCAAUGGGCAUGGAAUCCAGUGCCAUCUCAGUUGUGAAGAUUCUCAGAGUUUUAAGGGUACUCAGGCCCCUGAGGGCCAUCAACAGAGCCAAGGGUCUCAAGCAUGUGGUUCAGUGUGUGUUUGUCGCCGUCAAGACCAUUGGAAAUAUUGUUCUGGUCACCAUGCUACUGGACUUCAUGUUUGCCUGCAUUGGAGUCCAACUUUUCAAAGGCAAGUUCUAUGCCUGCACAGAUCCUGACAAAAUGACAGAGAAUACAUGCAAAGGCUGGUAUAUAAAGUACCAGGAAGGAGCACUUCAUGAAAUGGAAGUCCAUAGGAGGGAGUGGGCCAAUUCAGAGCUAAACUUUGAUAACAUCUUUAAUGGAAUGCUGGCUCUCUUCACCAUUUCUACAUUUGAAGGAUGGCCAAAGAUACUAUAUAAAGCCAUUGAUUCAAACUUAGAGGAUACAGGUCCAGUGUACAACAACCGAGUUGCCAUUUCAAUCUUCUUUAUCAUCUACCUCAUCCUUAUCGCCUUCUUCAUGAUGAAUAUAUUUGUGGGCUUCGUCAUCGUCACCUUCCAGGAGCAAGGAGAACAGGAGUAUAAGAACUGUGAGCUGGACAAAAAUCAGCGCCAGUGUGUGCAGUAUGCUCUUAAGGCCCGUCCAUUGCGAUGUUAUAUUCCCAAAAAUCCCUACCAGUAUCAGGUGUGGUACAUCGUCACUUCCUGCUACUUUGAGUACCUUAUGUUCCUCCUUAUUAUGCUCAACACCAUGUGCCUGGGAAUGCAGCACUGCAACCAGUCAGACCAUGUUACUCACCUGUCUGACAUGCUGAAUGUGAUUUUCACUGUGCUGUUCACCGUGGAGAUGAUCCUUAAACUCAUGGCCUUCAAAGCUAAGGGUUAUUUUGGAGAUCCCUGGAACGUCUUUGACUUCGUCAUCGUCAUAGGAAGUGUUGUCGAUGUCAUGCUGAGUGAAAUUGAUGCAGCACUAGCCUCCUCUGGAGGACUUUACUGUCUUCAUGGCUGCACAGCAGUGGAUCCCAUGCAAGCAAUUGCAUCCUCUGAGAACAUGAGUGUAUCAGUCACAUUCUUCAGACUGUUUCGUGUCAUGCGUCUAGUGAAACUUUUGAAUCGCUCUGAGGGGAUACGGAAUCUUCUGUGGACUUUCAUCAAAUCACUUCAGGCUCUUCCUUAUGUAGCACUGCUCAUUCUCAUGCUGUUCUUCAUAUAUGCUGUUGUGGGAAUGCAGAUAUUUGGUAAAAUUGCAUUGGUUGAUGGCACAUACAUCAACAGGAACAACAACUUCCAGACAUUUCCACAGGCUGUUCUGCUGUUAUUCAGAUGUGCGACAGGGGAGGCAUGGCAUGAAGUGAUGUUGGCGUGUAUGUAUGGGAAAAAGUGUGACCCCAAGUCGGAUUACCUGCCUGGGGAAGAGUACACCUGUGGAUCCAACUUUGCCAUCAUCUACUUCAUGAGCUUCUACAUGCUCUGUGCCUUUCUGAUCAUAAAUCUAUUUGUGGCUGUCAUCAUGGAUAACUUUGACUACUUGACACGUGAUUGGUCAAUCCUUGGACCCCAGCACUUGGAUGAGUUCAAGAAAAUCUGGGCAGAAUACGAUCCUGAGGCCACGGGCCGUAUUAAGCACCUUGAUGUGGUUACACUCCUACGGAGAAUACCUCCACCGCUGGGCUUUGGAAAGUUUUGUCCUCAUCGUAUCGCCUGCAAGAGGUUGGUCUCCAUGAACAUGCCUCUCAACAGUGAUGGAACAGUCACCUUCAAUGCUACAUUGUUCUCUUUGGUGAGAACUGCACUGAAAAUAAAGACAGAAGGUAAUUUUGAACAAGCCAAUGAGGAGCUGAGGGGAAUUAUCAAGAAGAUUUGGAAGCGAACCAGUAUGAAACUGCUGGAUCAAGUCAUCCCACCUAUAGGAGAUGAUGAGGUGACAGUGGGAAAGUUCUAUGCCACCUUUCUAAUCCAGGACUAUUUCAGGAAAUUGAAGAAGAGACAAGAAGAGUACUAUGGCUACCACCCCACCAAGAAAAAUGCUACCCAUGAGAUACAGGCAGGGCUGAGGAACAUUGAGGAGGAGGCAGCACCGGAGCUCCAUAGAGCCAUCUCUGGAGACCUUGUGAACGAAGAGGAAAUAGAACAAGCUGUGACUGAAGCUGAUGUGGAGGGUAUCUUCAGGAGCCAAGGUAUUCACUUUGGAAACCACUCAGACCCCUUCUCUGCAGAGAGUGAAAUAGCCAAUGGCAGCCAGGCCACUAGCCAGCGGCCUCUGCAGAUGGCAGAGGGAGUCAUCACCAACAAUAUGAAUAUCACCAACACAAGUCACAGUAUUUAUUAGCAGUCAUUUUGAAGAUUUGGAACCACUGAAAUCACUCACCACUGAGUGCUUCAAAGCCAUCACCUCUGACUUUGGAAAAAUGGAGAUGGCAGGACCUUCUCAAUGGACACAGGGAGGACUGUGAAAAAAGGGGCAACGACUACCAACCCUGCUAACACCACUUUCACCCAUUGUAGAGCAUUAGGCUUAGGACUAGGAGGAAAAACUUGUAUUUGUUAAUGUUAGCUAAAAUUGAAGACAUGUAAAACCACACUCCCUGCUGCAAGACUUUACUUGUACAAUUAUUAAACACUGAACUGGUGUGAACUUUUGCUGUGGUUAUGCUCUAUCAUGAAUAAAUACUACUUCAUUUAGACUUA
Acanthopagrus latus (yellowfin seabream) is the source of this 5529-nucleotide messenger RNA. Its product is annotated as dihydropyridine-sensitive L-type skeletal muscle calcium channel subunit alpha-1-like. The transcript has 42 exons. Gene Ontology annotation, cellular component: membrane; voltage-gated calcium channel complex. Gene Ontology annotation, molecular function: calcium ion binding; high voltage-gated calcium channel activity. The record is from RefSeq and is a predicted model, not a curated record. NCBI's taxonomy places the organism in Eukaryota, Metazoa, Chordata, Actinopteri, Spariformes, Sparidae. Gene Ontology annotation, biological process: calcium ion import across plasma membrane. The coding region runs from base 152 to 5170 and encodes 1672 amino acids.